UCUGUGCCACCAGAGGACACGCCCCUUGUCUUUAAAAGCUGUGGAACCAUCUGCUGAGAUUUUACUUUAUUCUGUGAGGGAUGUUAGAUAUUUAUUAAGCAGUAAGAGAGCUGUUUUUGGGAUUAGACUUUUUUAUAUAUAUAUUUUUUCUCUAAGUCAUGAUGACUGGAAUGUGUGUUAGAGCAGCAGCUCUGGUCCUGGUGCUGCAGCAGCUGGUGCUCAUCAUCACCGCUCAGGGUAUCGUCUACGACCUGCUGGUGUCUCCAGACUGCCUGCCAGACUUGCUCCAAGGAAGCUUGAAGAACAAAGGUCGGGACGAAGCAUUUCUCCUCUCGUCCUUUAGGCUCCAGAACAAGGCCCCCACCUCCCUCUUUAGUGUGAUUAACCCCAAAGACAACAACAAGUACCUGGAGCUCAGUGUGCAAGCCAAACUGAGCAAAGUGACUCUUCGAUACCAGAAGACUGAUGGGAGAUUUGGUACCACCAGUUUCAACCACGCAGCCCUGGCAGAUGGACGAGAGCACCACGUCAUGCUCCAUGCCAGAGGCCUUCAGCGGGGCCCCCCUCGCCUUAACAUCUACGUUGACUGUAGACUGGCUCACACUUUAAAUGAUCUGCCAGCUGCGUUUGGGUCGCUCCAGCCGGGCCCCAACAAGGUGGCGCUCAGGACCUUGCAGUCGAGUGGACAGAAUGAGCUGACAGACUUGAAGCUGGUUAUUGAGGACACCAUAGACAACGUGGCCACUCUGCAGGACUGCAGCGUGGAACCAGCUGAAUCUCUGCACCUGCUGGGUAUCCAGGGAGGCGGCGGGGUGCAAGACCAAACCACCACACAGGAGCUGAAGAACAUGCUGACUGAGAUGAGGGAGUUGCUAAACCAACAGAUUAAAGAAACAAAUUUCCUGAGGAAUACCAUUGCAGAGUGUCUGGCCUGUGGACUUGAAGGACGCCCCAGUGACCCAGAUCCGGCUCCGAGUCCUGGUCAGGUGAUCCUACAGCCUCAGCCUCUGACUCAGUGCCCACCAGGAACCUGCUUCAGACAAAACAUGUGCAUUCGUUCAGAGUCAGGUGGCUUCACGUGUGCUCCCUGCCCUGAUGGAUACACGGGAGAUGGAGUUCACUGUGACGAUGUGGAUGAGUGCAAGUUUAACCCGUGUUUUCCUGGUGUCCGGUGUGUGAACACUGCUCCCGGUUUUCUCUGUGAGAAAUGUCCUCUGGGAUACAGCGGGCCACAAAUAAACGGCGUUGGUGUGUCUUACGCUAAGUCACACAAACAGGUGUGUAAUGAUUUGGACGAGUGUCUGAGCCCACCUGAGAGUGGAGGCUGCACAGCCAACUCCCACUGCUACAACACCGUGGGCUCUUUCCGCUGCGGCGAGUGUAAGGCUGGCUUCACAGGUGACCAGGUGAGAGGUUGCCAUGGCACCAGGCUUUGUCCUAACGGUCAGCCCAGUCCCUGUGACAUCAACGGAGAGUGCAUUGUGGAGCGAGAUGGCAGCAUCAGCUGUGUGUGUGGAGUUGGUAUGGCUGGUAACGGUUACGUCUGUGGGAAGGAUACGGAUAUCGACGCGUAUCCCGAUAAUAAUCUCCAGUGCAGAGACAACACCUGUAAUAAGGACAACUGUAUGUUUGUCCCCAACUCUGGCCAAGAGGACGCAGACAGGGACGGAACCGGGGAUGCCUGUGAUGACGACGCAGACAAUGACAGCAUCAUCAACAUAGAUGAUAACUGCUGGCUGGUUCCUAACGUCGACCAGAGGAACAGCGAUAAGGAUGUCCACGGGGACGCCUGCGACAACUGUAGGACUAUGGAAAAUCCAUCACAGAGGGACACAGACCAGGACGGUCUUGGGGACGAAUGUGAUGAUGACAUGGAUGGAGACGGUCUGAAAAACUUUCUUGACAACUGCCAGCGAGUUCCAAAUCCCGACCAGCGGGACAGAGACAGUGAUGGAGUUGGAGAUGCCUGCGACAGCUGUCCUGACAUGCCCAACCCGAACCAGUCGGACUCAGACGAUGACCUCGUUGGAGACACCUGUGAUGACAACAUUGACAGUGAUGGUGAUGGCCACCAGAACACAAAGGACAACUGUCCCACAGUCAUCAACUCCUCUCAGCUGGACACGGAUAAGGAUGGAAUGGGAGACGAAUGUGAUGAUGAUGAUGAUAAUGACGGGAUACCAGACAAUGAUGACAAUUGCAGAUUGGUGGCCAACCUCGACCAAAUGGACUCAGACAUGGACAAAGUUGGAGAUGCGUGCGAAGGAGACUUUGACAAGGACAACGUGAUCGAUAUGAUCGACCACUGUCCGGAGAACGCAGAGGUCACGAUGACCGACUUCAGAGCCUAUCAGACCGUAGUGCUGGAUCCAGAGGGGGAAUCGCAGAUAGACCCCAACUGGGUGGUGCUCAACCAGGGAAUGGAGAUAGUCCAGACCAUGAACUCUGACCCAGGCCUUGCUGUAGGCUAUAAAGCCUUCAGCGGUGUCGACUUUGAAGGAACGUUCCAUGUCAACACGGUGACAGAUGAUGAUUACGCUGGCUUUAUUUUCGGCUAUCAAGACUCAUCCUCAUUCUACGUGGUGAUGUGGAAACAGACAGAACAAACCUACUGGCAGGCUGCGCCCUUCAGAGCUGUGGCUGAGCCGGGAAUACAACUCAAGGUGGUGAAGUCAAAGACAGGUCCAGGUGAGUAUAUGAGGAACUCUCUCUGGCACACAGGAAACACCACCGACCAGGUGCGUCUCCUCUGGAAAGAUCCAAGGAACGUCGGCUGGAAAGACAAGGUGUCCUACCGUUGGUUCCUCCAGCACAGACCACAAGUUGGAUACAUCAAGGCUCGCUUCUACGAGGGCUCAAGGCUGGUGGCGGACACAGGGGUGAUAAUUGACACCAGUAUGAGAGGCGGGCGACUGGGUGUGUUCUGCUUCUCCCAGGAAAACAUCAUCUGGUCCAAUCUUAAAUACCGCUGCAACGACACCAUUCCUGCUGAUUACGAGGAUCUGUCGAGAACAGAGUGAGGACGGUCAGAGGAAGUAGUGUUGCAUAAAAAAUUGAGCUAAAAUUAAGAUGUUUCGAGAUAAUCACUAGAAAAAAGUUGGUUUAAUGUAACAGACAUUUUGUUUAAUCAUGAAAUAUCAGGUUUUAUCCACAUUUUAGCUUAAAUGUAGCUUUUAAAAAGAUUUGUACAAAUAUGGUAUAACUUUAUAUUUUGCUAAAUUAAACUCAUUUUCCUGUGUAUACAACAUUAACAGUAAAGAGACAGACUCUACUGUGUUUCUGGGAUGUUUUAUUGAAAGAAUGAGUCACGUCACCUUCAUCUUUGUAUUUCAGACAUAACAUUUGGUCAAACUCAACAUGGAUCGUUUUGCUUUCUGCUUCUACAGUAGCUUAGUAUAUAUUGUUUACACUUUUUAAGUUCAAAAGCACCUUUAAAUUUCUACAUUCAUUUUUUUUAAAUGCAGACAUGAGAUGACACAUUGAACAGGUUUAAAGCAAAAAAAAAAAAAAAAAACUAAAA
Messenger RNA from Nothobranchius furzeri (turquoise killifish), 3520 nucleotides. RefSeq names its product thrombospondin 4a (gene thbs4a). Gene Ontology annotation, molecular function: calcium ion binding. The record is from RefSeq and is a predicted model, not a curated record. Gene Ontology annotation, cellular component: extracellular region. Lineage: Eukaryota; Metazoa; Chordata; Actinopteri; Cyprinodontiformes; Nothobranchiidae. Gene Ontology annotation, biological process: cell adhesion.